Molecule: messenger RNA, 6629 nt
Organism: Anguilla rostrata (American eel)
Lineage: Eukaryota; Metazoa; Chordata; Actinopteri; Anguilliformes; Anguillidae
Product: obscurin-like
Exons: 27
Coding region: 1-5730 (1909 amino acids)
Biological process (GO): protein phosphorylation
Molecular function (GO): protein binding; protein kinase activity; ATP binding
Source: RefSeq, a predicted model, not a curated record
AUGAAUGAUGCAGAGGACAGAGGCGCAGGGCCCAGAAAGGAGCCCACCAGGGAGGAGGUGCUGACCUCCGGCAGCCCUGAGGUGAUCCCAACAGAGGAGGUGGCCUCUCAUACCCCCAGGCCCACCCAGGAUAUAGGCGUCUCCAGCACCCCAGAACAUGAUCUGAGCCCAGGGAGCAUGUCGAGUGUCCCAGUCAGGAAGUGGUACCAAAUUGACUUCAACCCCGCUGCUUUCUGCAAGAGGGUUUUCCAAUCCGUGUACUCAGAUCCUGCAACACGAUCUGACUCGAGUGCACAGGAAACAAAUAGGAGUGACAGAAGGGACGAGAUACCUGAAAUCAAAAGCGAGGUUUUCAGCAACACCAUGGAGGAAUCUGUCAUCACUGGCCCGCCCUCCAUUCAUAAGCCUAUAGAGGACCAGAGGGUGGAGAGAGGAGAUGCAGCUGCCUUUGUUGCGCACAUCACAGGGUUCCCUGCUCCCGAGGUCUCCUGGUGCAAGGAUGGGAAGCCGUUGUCAGCCAGCAAGCGUGUGAAGCUGACAGAGAACAGCCCGCACUUCUCCCUCACUCUCGUCAACACCGGGAGCGCAGACAGUGGCAUGUACACCUGUACUGCCAGGAACGCGGACGGAGAGGCCUCCUGCAGCGCCGUGCUCACAGUAGAGAGAGGCUUUGGGGAGUGGGCGGUGUACAGUACGGUGAUGAAGAGGCAGAGGAGGAGCCUGCAGUCACUAUAUGAGAUCCAUGAGGAAAUAGGGAGGGGCUCAUUUGGGAUUGUGAAGUGCGUGACGAGUCGAGAGAGCGGCGAGAGUCACGCAGCAAAGUUCCUUCCCCUGAAGAAAGGCAGCCGGAGAAGGGCAUUUGAAGAGAGGGACCUGCUCGCCCGAAUCACCCACCCCAGAGUGGCAGGUUUGCUGGACAGCUUCCGUUCCCAGCAGACUCUGGUGCUGCUCACCGAGCUCUGCUCCAGCCACGGCCUACUCGACCAUUUAUUAUCCAAGGUCACUGUAAAAGAGAGAGAGAUGGGGAUGUACAUUCAGCAAGUCUCAGAGGGCAUUGAGUAUAUUCACAGGCUGCACAUUCUCCAUCUGGAUAUUAAUCCUACUAAUAUCCUCAUGACACUGGAGAAAGAGGAAGUGAAGAUCUGUGAUUUUGGAUUCUCCCAGAAGAUAGACCCUUCAAGAUACCAGUACAGUAAAUUUGGUACUCCAGAGUUUGUGGCUCCUGAAAUUGUGUGCCAGGCUCCAGUUACAAAGGCAACAGAUAUCUGGUCUCUUGGUGUUUUGUCAUAUCUAUGUCUGACCUGCCACUGCCCGUUCUCUGGAGAGAGUGACCGUGCUACCCUUUUGAGUGUGCGUGAUGGAAACGUGUCCUGGGACUCCCCUGAUGUCACAUCCAGGAGUCGCCCAGCCCAGGACUUCCUGCACAGACUGUUACAGCCAGAGCCGAAUUUGCGACCAACUGCUGCUGAAUGCUUGAGGCAUGAAUGGCUUCGGGGGACACAGGCAGAUCAGGAAUCUGCUGAUAUCAGUACAAAGAACUUGACAUUUUUUAUUUCAAGAAGCAAACAACAGCGAUCUCAAAUCUGUUAUGGUUCAGCAAUGAAGCUGCAAACAAUUGCAGACCUGCUGGCAGCCCCACCCCAAGACACCUCACUGGCUGGCCCCUCAACCAAACAGAGCCAGGAAAGCUCCUCCAUCAGCAGUGGCUCCUCCUCCGAAUAUGAUGAGGUAGAUGAGUGGGCCACCCCCCUGUUCAUCUUGAAUGAGGGCAGAGAGAAUAGGCAUUUGGAAGCUGAGGACCAGGACCCAGAGCCACCUGAUGGAAUAAUUGCUUUAGAGAUACCCAGUAAGGAAAGACAGACUAAAGUGGAGGCGACAUGGAGGGAGGACACAUCAGAGCAGGACAGCCAGAGGGGGGCGCUCACAGCAGAGUGGCCCAUUGGUCAGCUAACACGAGGGGAUAGCACCUCAUCGCAGGGCACAGAGGAUGAGGGCUCCACUGGGGGGCGUGUCCCCAGAGAGAGUCUGAUCAAGAGCACCUUCUAUAGUAGCUCUGAGGAGCUGUCUCCUCUGUCCGCCCGCCGGAUCUUGCUACGUCAGAAGAAACGUACGAAGAGAAUGGAGCGCAGCCGGGUGUGCCUCAGGUCCGGUUUCUCCAGCAGACUUGGUGAGCCCCUUCUGGAGCACAUGGAGGACAGUGCAGAGGAGGACGAAGGCGGGAGCCAGAGAAGGGGUUCAUCCCAAUCUUCUGUGCCAUUAACCAAGUCCUGCUCCUUUGACAGUGGCCCCAUUGCCUGUUCUAAUGCACAAAGGCAGCGGAGGAGCAGGUCCCUGGAUGAGUAUUCAAGAAGGGCCACAUCCACAUCUGAGCUGAGAGAGUUGGGGGAAGAUGAGGAUGAAAAUGAUGCCUUUAGCUCUCAGGAGGUUCUGGGACAGGACAAAAAAGACAAAGUCCCAGAUGCCUUUUCUGAGAGCAUGGCACAGUCAGCUGAUACUGUUAUGGAAACCCAGGAGGUGCUAAAAGUCCCAUACUUUGAAAAAGCCAAAGACUAUUCUUCUGAGUUUACUACUGAUGAGGUUGCUGAGGUGCCUCAGCCCACAUCAGAUGACAGUAUUGAAGCUGCUGUGUCAGAGUGCAUUGCAAGUGAUUCUCUUUGCCUUUCAGAAGACAUUAAAGGAAUUACUUCAUCUGCAUGUCCUGCAGAGAGGGUUGAUGGUUCUGUAAAUACUGAAUUGUGGAAAGACACAAAAGACCACUCAGUUUUGAGACCCAUAUUUGUGGAUUCUACAAUGCCAGUUUCUGUUGUGCAGGACGUCUCUGAGUCGCUGGCUUCAAACUACACCAUAAGCUUGCUUGAGAGACCUAGAAGCAUGGAUCUGUCCUUCGAGGCUAUAGUGACAUUAGAUUUGGAGAAUAGAGCUCACUUUCCAAAGAUUCACAGAGUGAGAUCAGAUGAAGUCAUAAGUAAACCAAGUGAUUUGGCUUUGCUUGUUCCAGAGCUAGUAGAAAGGGCCCAUAGUGCAGUAUGUGGCAUGUCUGCUUUGGAGGAUGCCUGUGGUUUUAAAUCACCCUCUUCCAAGAAGCGGGACACAGUGGAAAUCCCUGCUGAAAUUUCAAUCAAACGGGCAGAUUCCUUCCAAGAGCUCUUCCUUUGUGCCCCUCAAGAUGAGGAGCUUUGUGACUCUGUUGCAAAAGUCCAGUGUUUUGUCCCAGAACCUGAGGGCAAACCUUCAUGUUCAGAAGAUGAUUAUGAGAUGGUGGACCCAGCAGAAGAGGUUUAUCCAGGCCUUCUUGAAGACAAGGAAUCAUAUGGUUAUGUUUUUAGCUCUGCCACAAAUUUACAUGACCGAGAUAUAAAAGAGGUGUGUGGUGGGGCAGAAGCCCACCCUGGCAUCAUGACGUUCUCUGAUGAAACAUUUGAGGUCCUUGAAGGAACCAUGCUUGAGAGUUCCUCUGGAAAAGCAUCACCCUACAUGCACCCGGAGAGCUGUGAGGACAACGAAUCUGAUCUGGAGCUCAAGAACCUUCUGGAGGAGAUACACACAUAUGACGACCACGGCCAGAUGACGACAACUGAAAACUCUGGAUGGUCUGAUAGCAGAAUCCCAGUGGAGGAAGGUGAGUUCCUAGCUAGAUCUGGUUCAUUAAAAGUCCUUCACAGAGGCAGCAUAGACAUUGAGGCAGAGCUCCAGAGAUACCCUUCGACACCAUCACUUGAGACUAAAACCCUCCCUGGAAAAUCUGGAAGAAUUAUGGGAUUUUUCCGUCAACAUUCAUGGACAAGCCAGUCAUCCUCACCAGUAGAGAGGGUUGCAAAAAGGCAGGCCUCUGAAGGGGAUUCCAGUGAUUCCCUGCAGCAGCAACAAGAGCAGCUAAAGAAUCCAGACCUGUCCAUCACCAAGAGGGUGAGAGCAUCCGUUUCCUGCUUCUCCAAGUCUCUGUUGGGCAGGCAGACCAGUAAAGAGGACAAGAAAGACAGUGAGCCUGUCCAAGCCAUGGGUGUUGGGAUGAAGAGUUCCCCGCCUUUUCCUUGUAAAUCACCUGAAGCACCUGCAGUCUCACCUAAAAGGUCACCUGGACUCUUCUCCUUCAAAUUUCCAGGGUUCAAGAGGAGUAAAGGUCCAGUGUUCCUGGAGGAGCUGGCAGACCAGGCAGUGUCCUUGGGUCAAGAGGUUACACUGUGGUGUCGACUCUCUGGACACCCUUCUCCAGAUGUACGAUGGUAUAAAGAGGCGAGGAGACUGAAGACCUCCGACCAGAUUAGGCUAGCUGUGACGCACAAGGAGUUCCUGUCCCUGACUAUCUACUCUGCCAAAGAGGAAGACCUGGGGAGUUAUCGUUGUGUGGCCAGCAAUGCCAUGGGGCAGGCCUCCACCUCCUGCACUCUCAUUGUGUCUGAGCUGCCCACCUGCCCAACAGGCCUGCAGGUGUACCAACUGCAGGGGGAUGAAGUGUUGUUGGUGUGGAGGCCAGUAGAGUCCAUCACAGAACUCAGCUAUUGCAUUGAGUACAGCAGGGAUGGUAGGGAGUGGAGACUGCUGGCUGAGGGCAUGGCAGACAGUUACUACACAGCUAGUAACCUGAGCAAAGUGGCACAGUAUCAGUUCAGGGUGGCCUGUCUGAACAGAGCUGGCAAAGGGUCUUUCAGUGAGCCCUCUGUCCCCAUCACUAUCAGAGCUGAGCAGCAAGACCUUCUAGCUCCUCUCAUCUACACAGAGUCCACUGGGUCCUUGGGGCUUACAGGGCAGAUUCAGUUCUCCUUAUCUACCCUACACAAAACCUACAGUUUCCUCUCUGAGAUCAACAGGGGGCGCUUCAGCGUGGUGAAGCAGUGUCGGGAAGAUCAGAGUGGGCAGCUAUUGGCUGGCAAGAUCACACCAUUCAAGCCAAAGUGGCGCCAGUGGGCCCUGAGGGAAUACCAGCUGCUGAGGAGGCUGAAUCAUGCUCACCUGGUGCAGCUGCAGGUGGCCUUCAUAACACCCCGCUACCUGGUCCUGAUCCUGGAGCUGUGCCAAGGCCAGGACUUGUUCCAUCAUUUAGCAGAGAGAGACCUGUACGGUGAGAUGCACGUGCAGGCAUUCUUGCAGCAGAUCCUCAGCGUCGCAAACUACAUGCACCGCAGGAGAGUUGCACACCUGGACCUCAAGUCCGACAACAUCCUGGUAACCGAGCAGAGUGUGCUGAAGGUGGUGGACCUGGGCUCGGCACAUGUCUUCACCCCGGGCCAGCCCGUCUUCACCGAACGCUUGCUGGAAAUUUCAGAGAGCAAAGCUCCUGAAGUUCUGGAGGGACAAGGCGUGGGCCCAGAAACAGAUAUCUGGGCCAUUGGAGUUUUGGCAUUUAUAAUGUUAAGCGCAGAUGAACCCUUUCACACUGAGAGCCACUGUGAGCGGGAACACAGUAUGAAAAAGGGCAAACUGCAGUUUGGGAGGUGCUAUUCUGGCUUAUCUGAGGGAGCCCUCAACUUCAUGAAGAGGGCAUUGAACACCAAACCGCAGUCAAGGCCUUCAGCUGCCGAGUGCCUCCAGAUGCCGUGGAUACAGGGGGCGCGUCAGCCCUCCAAGUACCGCGAUGCCGUGGUGUGCUUCACCACAGACAAACUGCGAGCCUACCUGCAGGAACGCGAGCUGCGACGCUGGCACGCCCAUGCCGAACUGGAGGCACGGCACACCCAGCCGCAGGCCCGAUUCCCAUCCUCACACCGCAGGCAUUCAGAUUGCACCUUUUAAAUUUUAUUUAUUUCUUUUAUUUUUUUUAAGAGGUCCAAAGUUGUUAUAGUGAUGCAAGAAUAAAGUACCACUCAUUUUCUCGCCACUGGCCUCAAUAUUAGAGGGACUUCACAGAUGCUCUUCAAAUAGCAAUGAACAUUGAAGUAUCAGUGCAUUGCAUCCAGUUUUCUUGCUGUUAAAUCAGAAGUUUAAGUUGUGUUGCUGUACACAGUAUUAUGCAGUUAUGCGGGUUUAUUUAUUUGAGAAUGCAGUGCAAAUUCAAUAUAAAAUUCAGCUAAAAAACAAAAACUUUGACUAUUUUUUUUCAGUGAGAAAUAGUCUCAUUGCAUUUCAUUUUUUUGUUUCACCUGGAUAUCAAUGUUUAAGGCCAGUACUUCAAAAAAAAAACUUGGCAUCCAGUUUGCGGACACUGUACAUCUUAAAAAUAACUAACAAUCAUAGCAAUGUUUGUCAAGUGUGAAACAAAUGACAACAUGCUUACACAGUGGUGCAUGUUACUUUUUAUUGUACUAGUACGAUGACAUACAAAAACAUGUUACAAAAACACACUUGCAACUCGACAACUGGUUAAAGGACGGUUCACUUCCGCAACCAUAGAACCCAAGUGCACUUUCUAUAGAUACUUCUUAUGCGCAUGCAUUUUAAGUAGGGAUGUUAAAUAAACGCCAACAAAAUGUUAAAUUAACGCUAGAGUGGCAGCCAUUAAGCAGCAGUAACAUAUUCAAUAACUUAUUUUCAGAGCAAAGCAGUUUAUUCUAAGGAAUGAUUUCAGACAGUUUGAGGAAAUGCUAAUAUUGGGAAAGUCAGUUUGCUCUUGCGAAGCUUGGUAUUUUGAGAAUAUUAGUUGUACAUUAUAGCAGCUCCUAUUGUCAGAUCUAUCAAAUACAUUAUUAUCUCAG